UCCAGAGACAUCACAUCACGAGACACAUCUCCGAUCCACAUCCAUCACAGUUCUAUUAAACAUAUCAGCAUUUAUCCAUCAACCCUCAAAUCACCCAUUUCCAUCAAUUAACACCCGAAUAUUGCUCAAUGCAUCAAUUACUCCCGCACUCUCUCAAUUUUUUAUUUAAAAAUCCACUCACCCCCGGCCUCCACAAUUCCCAAAAAACUCCCCAAUGUUGAUAAUUAAAUAAUUGUUUUUCAUUUCUACAUUUUUUUUUCACUGCUUCGUACCAAUUUCAAUUGCAAUCAUCAAUUUCAAAUUUUUUCCACUUCUCGAUUUGUGCUCGUCUUAAAAAAUACCGCCAAGUGAAAAAUACAAAGUGCAAAAGUUGUGGGAAACUGGUGACUAAUUUCUACUUUCAUUUCUCUACUUUUUGUCUCCCGGUGAAUUAACUGAAGAAAAAAAAAUCAAGUGCUGAUGCUCAGUGAAAUAUACCAACCAUAAAGUUUAAUCGUAAAUUGGCCGAGUUUUUGCAAAGUGAGGGGCUGGAUUUGAGUGACAGUGGGAUAACGGUAAUGGGAGUGAAGGAGAGGAAGAAAAAACAAGAAAAUCGUCAAUUGUCGAGUGAAGUGGUGGGGGUGAGCCCUCAACUUUGAGAUUAAUUAAGUCGUGCCAAUUAGUUUCAGCUGGAAAUGGAUUUGACCAGUACGCAAAACCGAGAAGUUUUCAAUUCCGCGAAAUAAAUUCAUCUGAGAAGACAUCAACGAUAACUUAAUUAUCCAAUUGGAAAAACUUUUUUUCAUUAAACCACACGAUGUACUGAGACAUUAAUCAUUAACGGUGUGAUAACAAUUGAGUGAGGGAUUACCGUCAAUUUAAAAUGCAACUCCAACUGCUCGGACUAUGUAUUCUUACCAUUAUAUCAACAGGAGAAUCAGUGAAGAUGGUCCAACUAAAUAUACCAGGCGUAGUGGAUCCACGACAAGAAAAAGUAAUGUUACGGUGUGAGUACGAGUUGAGCCCUGGUGAGACACUUUACCAGGUCAGGUGGUACAAAGACGGUAACGAGUUCUUCAGGUAUGCACCAACAUUCAACCCUCCGGGUGAGGACUUUAAUGUAACUGGUGUGCGAGUUAGUAGAGUGGAUAGUAACGACACAGUUGUUGUACUGUUACAACAUACCAAUAUCCAGAUGAACACGGAAACAGAGGUCGGCAUUGGUGGUACAUACGCUUGUGAAGUGAUGGAAGACCGUCCAUCAUUUGACACAAAGUACGAUAUGGGAAAUUUAACUAUUGCCGUACUACCACAGCAAAAUCCAGCCCUCGGGGGUCUCCGCUCUCAUUACCAACUUGGGGAUGUACUCGAGGCUGAAUGCACAUCGGCCCCCAGUUAUCCAACCGCUGAGCUAACUUUUUAUCUCAAGGAUAUUCAGGUGACGAAAGCCCUGACAAGACAACUUCCAGAUUCAGGGCGCAUCGAUGGAAAAGUCGUUUCAUCGACUCGGCUGGAGUUGUCAUUGCCACUACAGAGGGAAUACUUCAACGCAUCUGGCAGCCUCAGCCUCACAUGCAGAUCAAUCUUACCGGGUGUACCAGGUGCACCUUACCGUGAUACCAAGGCCGUCGUAUCACUCAGGGCUAACAAUGAAAAACUCGCCCAAGAAGCACCAGCAGAUUCUAGCUCUGACGUAUCAGUUCUUGUUAAUUCAUUAUUCAUUUUAACUGUUGUAUCCGUUGUCUUGUGUUCAAGACACUUGAUGUUUUAAUCAGGAUGACUGUACCAAGUUAGCACUAGAGAUUAUUAAAUUUUCUUUAUGACUGAA
Fopius arisanus is the source of this 1807-nucleotide messenger RNA. RefSeq lists its product as uncharacterized. The record is from RefSeq and is a predicted model, not a curated record. NCBI's taxonomy places the organism in Eukaryota, Metazoa, Arthropoda, Insecta, Hymenoptera, Braconidae. Bases 863 to 1750 code for a protein of 295 amino acids. The transcript is spliced from 4 exons.